AUGCGGGUGGCGAUGCGCAGGCUGUGCUUUGCCCUUGUGCUGACCGAGCUGCCCUUUGCCAUGGUGGGGCACGCCAUGCCCUCGCCAGAUGCGGGGCCACACGUGAACUCUGGCUGGGAUCAAACCAUAAGGCUCAUGCACUUGUACACCGAGCAGGACAAAGGCAGCUUCAUCAGCUACCACCUGCGGAUGAAUGAUGAUGGCACAGUGGACGGCAGCCUGGAACGGAGCGCACACAGCCUUCUUGAGAUAAGGGCAGUGGCUCCGGGAGUGGUGGCGAUCAAAGGCUAUCGCAGCGGCCGCUAUCUGUGCAUGGAAAGAGACGGCAAGCUGCUCGGCUCGCUAUCAUAUAAUGAAGCUGACUGCUCAUUUACAGAGCGCUUGCUGUCUGGCACCUAUAACUUGUACUGGUCGGAAAAGUAUGGAGCUGCCGUGUCCUUAAGCAGCAGGAGGCAGCGAGCCCACACAAGAGGGAGGCCAUUCCCUCCCCUCUCCCAGUUCCUGCCCAUACGGAACACGCUGCCUCUCCGGCUGGUCCGCCCUAACCAUUCCAGGGAAACUCCUGAACUCGACUCGCUCCCGUCUUCAGUUAUUCAGACCAACAGCAUGGAUCCUCUGGACUUCACAUAUGAAGCCACAUGAAGAAGCCUCCUUUCGACCCAUGAUUGCAUUGCACUUUUUGGCUAAUUGACUGCUUGCUACUCUGCCACCUAGGUCUGCUGAAAAGGAUACAGUGCCUGAUUAUGAAGUCACCUUGUCAUUUGCAAGAUUUAAAAAAACACAGGUAACUCAGGUGUCUGAGUGCCAGCCUCAAUUUAGAAAGGAUUCUCAGUACGAAUAUUCGACAAGUGAAAUACUGAAUGAGUGUAAGUGCCUGGCAGCUUUGAGCCUGCAAUGGUACACAUACAUGAAAAAUGCAACUCUACUGGGAUAAGGGAUACUGGGUGCAGUAAAAUGCUCCCUUGUAGGAUAGGAGAUUAAAAAAAAAAUCAGUGUAAGGCCAUAUCUUAAGAUAGGAAGAGGAUGCAGCAUAAGAGGGUGCAGCAUAACCCUCAAUUGUAAGAUUGAGGACGAAGGGUAAAUAGUGUAACUCCGCCCCCCUCCCCCCCAAUGUAGGAUGUUGAUAGAGGGAAAAGUGUCACUUGAAUUGUAUGAUUGAACAUAAAGGGUACUGUUUAGAAAUCCUAUAAUAGGAAGAGGAAUUAUAGUUUCAGUUUAAACCUUCUCCUAUAACAUGGGAUAGAGGGCAGUUUAAACCAUCUCUCUCAUGAAAUGAGCUGGAGAAUGGAGUUCAGACCUUAUAUCUGAGGACUGGGAAUAUAAGGCACAAGUUUAAACCUCUGCCGUAAGAGGAAGGUUGGAAGGUGAAAUUGGAAAUGUUCCUGCUAGACGGGAGUUCAGUUUAAACUGCGUGUCCUACUGGAGGAGAUGGAAUUUAAGUCCCAGCAGCGAGUUAAAAUGAUCUUCCUGAGGGAAAAUAUUCAGGACAUAUUGUGCAGUUCAAAUGUGCUAUUGUGUGAGAGGGGUCUAAAGCUUGCAAUUUAAGUCCCAUUCCUGGGAAAAGCAUGGAAUAACAUUAAAAACAAAACCUUCACAAACUGGAACUGUAGUAUCAAAUACAUUGAAUAACGAAUCUGAUAUUGCAAAACAUACAAGUUUGUCCAGUUGAAUUUGAAGGAGUCUAGCAUGGAAGAAAUCGAUCGCAAAUUCAGCCAAACAAGCACUUAACCAUUUCUAAGGUAUUUAUAAUUAACUUAUUGUAAACAGUGGUUCCUUCUAUUUUGUUACUAUAUUUAUGUACAUAUAUUUAUACAAUUUUCCAUUUUGUGUAAUUCAGUUUAAAUGAACCUGGUCUUGGAAGGCUAAUGUUGUAUUUUUUUUUUUGCUUGAAUGAUUAAUAAAUAAAAGCAAAUUACUUGAAGUUACAUGUGAAGGUUUGUACUUAAUGGACAAUUAAAUAGUCAAUUACUGGUGACAGCUGAUGGAAUGAAUCAACCAGCUUUUUUCAUAGGUUUCAUUUCAUACUUCCAUAUUGUGACUAAACAGUAAGAAAUUAUA
This is a messenger RNA of Carcharodon carcharias (great white shark), 2058 nucleotides long. RefSeq names its product fibroblast growth factor 19 (gene fgf19). Gene Ontology annotation, cellular component: cytoplasm. Bases 1 to 642 code for a protein of 213 amino acids. Lineage: Eukaryota; Metazoa; Chordata; Chondrichthyes; Lamniformes; Lamnidae. The transcript is spliced from 3 exons. Gene Ontology annotation, biological process: positive regulation of gene expression; positive regulation of cell population proliferation; positive regulation of protein phosphorylation. The record is from RefSeq and is a predicted model, not a curated record. Gene Ontology annotation, molecular function: growth factor activity; fibroblast growth factor receptor binding.